AUGAGAGCUACCCGUGUUUUAUUGAAUUCUGCUAAGAAAAGCAGUAUUGCCGCAAAUCUUCCAAUUGAAAUGUACCCAUUAUUCGCUGCUAUGGGAGUUGCAGUUGCAUCGGGAUGCUUUUUCACUUACAGGCAUUUUGCCCACGAUAAAGAAUUGAGAUUGUGGAAAAACGCCAAUUUAUCCAACUUAGACAAUGUGUUGAAUGCUGAAGUCCACAAGAACGAAGCAGGAAACAAGGAUGAAAAGAAAGAAGAAAACAAGGAUUAA
Debaryomyces hansenii CBS767 is the source of this 267-nucleotide messenger RNA. RefSeq lists its product as uncharacterized. The transcript has a single exon. The record is from RefSeq and is a predicted model, not a curated record. Lineage: Eukaryota; Fungi; Ascomycota; Pichiomycetes; Serinales; Debaryomycetaceae. The coding region runs from base 1 to 267 and encodes 88 amino acids.